This is a messenger RNA of Salvelinus fontinalis (brook trout), 4516 nucleotides long. RefSeq names its product F-box only protein 34-like. The transcript is spliced from 3 exons. The record is from RefSeq and is a predicted model, not a curated record. Gene Ontology annotation, molecular function: protein binding. Bases 423 to 3044 code for a protein of 873 amino acids. NCBI's taxonomy places the organism in Eukaryota, Metazoa, Chordata, Actinopteri, Salmoniformes, Salmonidae.
CAGAACGCUGAGCGCUAUAAUAUCAAGCAGGGGACGUCGCUCGCUCGCGAAUAUCUUUUGCAAAACGACUAGCUAGUAUGGGAUUGUUAGCAAGAGCGUAGCAUCAAAUACGGACGAAAAUGAUAACGAUUUUACUCCUUAUAUGAUAGUUAUGAAGACCGUAUAAUUAUAGAUACGGUUAUAAUUUAUUGUAAGGUCACUGCUGAACACCGAACACGGCGCUGCUUUGCCCAGCAAGUGCUCCUAGUAAGGCAGGGGAUUGGAGACCUCAUCAUUUCCGAGUUUUCGCAGCGGCACAGUGUGUUGGGUGGGACCCUGACUUGUAAGCUCAUCAGAUUGUGGCCUGCAGACGACCAGGGGGUUGUGGGAGAAGACGGGAGAGAAGCGUCCGUCGCCACACCAGUCUCACUGGACUGGAGGGAAUGCCUGAGAGAUGUGAAUCUAUGAGUUACUGCAGCGCUACUGCCGCCUCUCACAGGGAACCUAGGAAACCACCACCACCCAACCUGCUGCAGUCAGCCUGGAGGGUUGCAGCCAUGCAUCUCAAGCAACACCCCAAACUGCAGAAGAAAGAGAUCCACCUGGAGUCCAGUCAAGACAGCCAGAGAGGCCUUCAUGUGAGCCAGCAGGGGGUCCUGUCACAGAGGACAGUGUGGGGGGUCCGCCCGGCAGUGACCCUGGUUGGUCCGAUAAGCAAUGGGCUAGGCCAGGGUACGGCCUGCUACCCCCUCAGUGUCAUAUCCACCAACACCCUGCAGUGCUGCAGUAAUGACAACAGUGGCUCCAACCACCUCAACAACAGUAAUAAUAACCACGGGAACAGUGGCAGUGGGCUGCAGACCUCGAGGCUGAGUGAGUCCGAGGGGGAUGUAUUCCACAGUAGUGCCACCUGGGCCCAGAGUAAAAUCUCCAAGACCACCUCCUGCAACACCCCCUCCUCCCUGCUACUCUCCACCUGCACCACCUCUUCUACAGGCUCAGUGGGCUCUGAGAACCAGGAGGCCUCCUUCAGAAUCUCUUAUGAAGGGGAGGACAGAGAGGGACCGCUGGAUAUCUGGGCUGUCAUCAAGCCUGGCAACACCAAGGAGAAGAUCGCCAUCUUCGCCUCGCCCCAGUGCCGUGGCAGCCUGGUGAACGGUGGCGAUGGAGAGCCUGUCAGAGAAGCCGGUGAGGACUUGGUGAGCAGCAGCCCGGUGAGGACCGUGUCUGUGAAGAUGAAGAGCUGCUGGGAGGACGAGGGUGGCUCUGUGGCCAAGCGCAGGAGGAGGUCAGGGUCUCAGGGGCACCACCAGGACCGAGACAGACAGUCAUCCGGAGCCCUGGAGACACUGAGCCCCACUGAGAACAGCCCUGUAGAGGUGACCCUCUGCCUCAGAGAGAGCCCCAGAGUGCCUGAGUGUGGGGAGGUGGUUGUACGGGUGGGUGGGGAGCAGGUGUGUAGGGUAGAGGGUGAGGAGGUGAGUGAGACUGGGACUGACAAGGCUCUCUCUGUGGUGGAGUUGGUGGCCUUCUUGGAGCAGAGAGCCAGCGACAAGCAGGUGGACUCUAAGCCUGUGUCUCUGCGGAGCUCCACAAGCAUUACCUUAACCAGGGGGCUGUCACUGACCCUAGAGCCUCAGCAGCCCAGAGCCCCAGACCAGAACGCCCAGGGGACAGAUGAGGAGGCAGAAUGUGUAAAGGUGUCAGACAUGGUGGCCAAGCUGGAGUCAGAGUGCCUGAAGCACCAGAGUGUUAGAAGGGAAGGGUCCAGAUCUGGAGGAGAGCUCUCACGCAACAGCCUCACGCGCAACAACCUCUCACGCAACAACAGCCUAUCGCGCAACAACAGCCUGCGGAGGAGGGUGGGCCGGGUGCUACUGGCAGGAGCAGAUGCCUUCUCCAUCUCAGCCCAGCCACCUCCACCUCAGUCUCCCACCGGGCCCCAUCAUGGACUAGAGGAGACGACCAGGGUGCCGCACCGCCACGCUAGUCCCUCUACUGGCUAUCCCUCUGCUAGCACCAGCCACACGGACAAACUAGCUCCCAGCAGCUGCCGUGAAGCUGCCCAGUUGGCUUCCAGCACCUCUGACUCAGCCUCUCCGUCUCGCAGCGUGGACUCUGGGUGUGGCGCCUCUGUCGUUAGAGAGCUAGAUAAGAGCUGUGAGGCCCAGGGCCUGGGGCAGCAGAAGAAGAACAGGGCUGUAGAGUCUGGGCAGAACCUGCACUUCCAGCUCCUGUCAGAGCAGGCCAGGGCCAGCAGUACAGAGAGCAGUAGUAAACUACAGUGUGAGGAGCCCCUCCCAGGCAUGCUGUUCUUCUCACACACUCUGCCCUCACAGGUGGUACUUGAACACACACUCCCACACAUAGACAAUACUCCCACCCACAAACCCCCCCCCCAGGACAUGGAAUCCAGCCCUAAACCCACCAGAGACUCAGCAGAACCCUCCAAGAUUCAGCCCUGUGACCCUUCUAUCACUUCUCUCCUCCCUGAACCCAUAUCACAUAGUGAGAACGGGGCCGAAGAGGCGGUGAGUGAGGAAGAGGGGAGUGAUGUUAGCCGGUGUGAGACAGUGCCUUUCCCCCUGCGUCGCAUGGUGUCUCACGAGUUCCUGGAGAUGCGCUUUAAGAUCCAGCUGCUUCUGGAACCCCAGCAGUACAUGUCCUUCCUGCCUCACCACAUCAUCAUCAAGAUCUUCUGCCUGCUGCCCACAAAGAGCCUGGCUGCGCUCAAGUGCACCUGCCACUUUUUCAAGUUCAUCAUCGAGAGCUACGGCGUGCGCCCCGCAGACUCCCGCUGGGUGUGCGACCCCCGCUACAAAGACGAUCCCUGCAAGCAGUGUAAAAAGCGGUACGGGCGCGGAGACGUGUCCCUCUGCCGCUGGCACCACAAGCCCUACUGCCAGGCGCUGCCCUACGGCCCCGGGUACUGGAUGUGUUGCCACGGCUCCCGCAAAGACACGCCCGGCUGCAACGUCGGUCUACAUGACAACCGCUGGGUGCCCGCCUUCCAUAGUAUCAACAUGCCAAUCUAUAAGAAACCCAGGGAGGUCUCUGAGGAGUAGUGGUACAGACAAUGGGAGGAGAACUGACUUGGCUUCUGUGCGCUUUAUUUUGUCUGAGGGCUGAUGUCUGUCUGUCGCCAUAUGUGCAUGUGCAUUUAUUUGUGGGGAGUUUGAGGGAAACCAUGUUGCUGAUACUGAUGAGGAAUCGCUGGAUCUCUUCCUUUACCCCUUCCCCCCCAACAUUUUCCUGACCCCUGACCUCUAACCCCUCAGGUCCUCUGAGAUUGUGAGCACUUUAACCGUGGUCAGAAUUCUCAAUCCUCAAAGGAUUCUGUCAGGGUAUUCUAUUUACUUGCUUCAAUGUUUUGGGUUGAAGCAUAAACUCUGGUUCUAAGUGUGUUGAAGAGAAGCGCUUUAAUUAAUCUUUCUCUUCAGUGUUGAUGCUUAAUGUGUCCCUCCUUACCAUAGCUCUUUCCUAAUGCAUCAACUGACCGUUACAUUGGAAUAGAUACUUUAGUCAAGGUAAAGCCUAUCAAUGUUAUGCAGUGUAUCCCACCCACAAGUGAUUUACUCAGUGUGUGUCUAUUAUGUUGUCUAAGUGAGUACAUACAUGGCUGCAGGUCCACGGUUUAUGCAAAAUGUGAAUCAACCCUAUUCCAUAUCCCGGUUGCUUCCCAAAUGGCACUCUAUUCCCUAUAUAAGGCACCCACAGGACUCUGGUCAAAGGUAGUGCACUAUAUAGGGAAUAGGGCACCAUUUGGGUAACGGAAUAUAUAUCCCCACUCCACUGUAUCAGGCUCCGGGUCAGAGAGGCUUUGUUGUCGGUUUUGGAUCUGAUUGAAACUAGUUUGUUCUGUGCCCGGUUGUGUUUACAUUGUACAUAGUGCUACAGAGUCCUAUAUCAAAAACAGGGAGAAUAAGAGUGACAAGCAGCACGAGUAUCUAUGACUUGACUUGAAUGCAUUUAUUAGCUUCAGUUUGGUAAAAAGUUAUUUACCCUGUCAUGUGUAUAAUGCUGAAUUAUUAUUGGGUGUUUUUUUUUGCAGUGGGUCCCAGGUGUAUAACCCAGUCUGUAACCCAUAUGCUUAUUAGCCGCUCCCAUUUUUUUUUCUCUACCAUUUUUUUUAUUUUUUAUAUGUGUGUUGGAAAUGGCACACUAUUCCCUAUAUAAUGCACUACUUUUGACUAGGGCCCAUAAGGCUCUGGUCAAAAGUAGUGCGUUAUUAUAUAGGGAAAAGAGUGCCAUUUGGGAUGAGUUUGUUAUUAAUAUCCCUCUUUUUAUAAUGCUAUAACUUCUUGAAGGGAAACAUGGGAAAUGUCACCUCAGUGUCUCUGUUCUUUACAAUGACUUUAACUGGACAUGAUCUAAAAGAAAAAGAAUCAGGCUUGAUGACAAAUGGGAAAAAGAAUGGUCUCUAAAAGUAGUUUGCUCCCAGAUAUUUUUUUUUACUUUGUUGUAUAUUCCUGCUGUAUUCUCUGUAAAUGCAUUUUACUUCCAAUAAAGCGCAUUAAUUCGGAGGUUUUAACUGUCA